This is a messenger RNA of Trichechus manatus latirostris (Florida manatee), 864 nucleotides long. RefSeq names its product melanoma-associated antigen B4-like. The record is from RefSeq and is a predicted model, not a curated record. Gene Ontology annotation, cellular component: nucleus. Lineage: Eukaryota; Metazoa; Chordata; Mammalia; Sirenia; Trichechidae. The transcript has 4 exons. Gene Ontology annotation, biological process: negative regulation of transcription by RNA polymerase II. The coding region runs from base 1 to 864 and encodes 287 amino acids.
AUGCCUCAUGAUCAGAACGGCGAUCUCCAAGUCUUUGAAAAUCUCAACAAGGCCCAAGGCAUUUAUUGCAGAAGAUCUGAUGAAGGUGGAAACAGCCAAAAUGGAGAAGACCCAAGCAUCUCCCAGGCUCCAGCUUCCACUAAGAGCUCACACCGAGAUCCUCUAACCAAGAGGGCAGGUUUAUUGGAGCAGUUCCUGCUGUACAAGUAUAAAAUGAAACAGCCCUUCACCAAGCAUGAUCUUAUCAACAGAAAGUAUAAACAGCAAUUUCCUGAGAUCCUGAGGAGAGCCGCUGAGCGCAUGGAGCUGGUCUUUGGCCUCGAAUUGAAGGAAACCAACCCCAGCAAUAACUCCUAUGAACUCAUCAGCCAGCUGGAUGUCAGCAAAGGAGGAAGUCUGUGUGGUGGCACAGGUUUGCCCAAGACAGGUCUCCUGAUGACCCUCCUGGGCGUGAUCUUCGUGAAUGGCAACCGGGCCACUGAGAAAGAUAUCUGGGAAUUCCUGAAUGCGUUGGGGAUCUACGCUGGGAGGAGCCACUUACUCUUUGGGGAGCCCAGGAAGUUCAUCACCAAAGAUUUAGUGCAGGAUAAGUACCUGGAGUACCGGCAGGUGCCCAACAGUGAUCCUCCAUGCUACGAGUUCCUGUGGGGUCCCAGAGCCCAAGCUGAAACCACCAAGAUGAAAGUCCUGGAUUUCAUGGCCAAGUACAACGAUACAGUUCCCAGUUCCUUCCCAGCUCUGUAUGAAGAGGCUUUGAGAGAUGAGGAAGAGAGAGCCGGAGCCAAAGUUGCAGCCACGGCUAGUUCUACUCUUACAGCCAGUGCAUCUUCCAGGGCCAAGUCGAGUAGAUUCUCUCGCAUCUAG